This is a messenger RNA of Lizanozyma spartinae, 1410 nucleotides long. It is a transcript of the gene CBF5, whose product is annotated as pseudouridine synthase. Gene Ontology annotation, molecular function: RNA binding; pseudouridine synthase activity. The record is from RefSeq and is a predicted model, not a curated record. The transcript has a single exon. Lineage: Eukaryota; Fungi; Ascomycota; Pichiomycetes; Serinales; Debaryomycetaceae. The coding region runs from base 1 to 1410 and encodes 469 amino acids. Gene Ontology annotation, cellular component: box H/ACA snoRNP complex. Gene Ontology annotation, biological process: rRNA pseudouridine synthesis; box H/ACA sno(s)RNA 3'-end processing; mRNA pseudouridine synthesis.
AUGUCAGACGAUUACGUUAUUAAGCCAGAGAACGUGGUACCUGCCAAUGACACCUCAUCAUGGCCCUUGUUAUUGAAGAACUACGACAAGUUGUUGGUUAGAAGUGGACAUUACACUCCCAUCCCAGCUGGUUCUACUCCCUUAAAGAGAGACUUAAAGUCUUACAUUUCCUCUGGUAUUAUCAACUUGGACAAGCCAUCCAACCCUUCUUCCCAUGAAGUUGUUGCUUGGAUCAAGCGUAUCCUUCGUGUUGAGAAAACCGGUCACUCUGGUACCUUGGAUCCAAAGGUUACCGGUUGUUUGAUUGUUUGUAUCGACAGAGCCACCAGAUUGGUCAAGUCUCAACAAGGUGCUGGUAAGGAGUAUGUUUGUAUUGUCAGAUUGCAUGACAAGCUUGAAGAUGAAAAGGACAUGGGAAGAUCAUUAGAAAACUUGACUGGUGCUCUUUUCCAAAGACCUCCAUUGAUCUCAGCUGUCAAGAGACAAUUGAGAGUUCGUACUAUUUAUGACUCUAACUUGAUUGAGUUUGACAACAACAGAGGUUUGGGUGUUUUCUGGGCCUCUUGUGAAGCUGGUACUUAUAUGAGAACUUUAUGUGUCCAUUUGGGUAUGCUUUUGGGUGUUGGUGGUCACAUGCAAGAAUUGAGAAGAGUUAGAUCCGGUGCUUUGUCUGAAAAUGAUAACAUGGUUACCUUGCACGAUGUCUUGGAUGCACAAUAUGUUUAUGAUAACACUAGAGAUGAAUCAUAUUUGAGAAAGAUCAUCAAGCCAUUGGAAACUUUAUUGGUUGGUUAUAAGAGAAUUGUGGUCAAGGAUUCUGCCGUCAACUCUGUUUGUUACGGUGCCAAAUUGAUGAUUCCAGGUUUGUUGCGUUAUGAAGAAGGCAUUGAAUUGUAUGAUGAGGUUGUGUUGAUGACCACCAAGGGUGAGGCUAUUGCAAUUGGUGUUGCCCAAAUGACCACUGUUGAUUUGCAAUCUUGUGACCACGGUGUUGUUGCCAAGGUCAAGAGAUGUAUCAUGGAAAGAGACACAUACCCAAGAAGAUGGGGUUUGGGUCCAGUUGCCACCAAGAAGAAGCAAAUGAAGGCUGACGGUAAGUUGGAUAAGUUUGGUAGAGCCAACGAAAACACUCCAGAAGAUUGGAAAACAUCCUAUAAGGAUCACAGUGACGAACCAGCUCCUCCAGUGCCACAAGAAAAGUUGGUUGCCCCAGAAAUCCAAUUGCCCAAGAAACUGUUGAUUGAAGAAAUUGACAUUGACGUUGACACCGAUACCAAGUCAUCAGAAAAGAAGGAAAAGAAGGAGAAGAAGGAAAAGAAGGAAAAGAAGGAGAAGAAGGAAAAGAAGAGAAAGCACGAUGAAGACGAAGACAAGUCUGAAAAGAAGAAGAAGAAGUCCAAGAAGGAUUAA